ACGUGUAUUUCAAUGGGAUAUUCAAGCGCUAUAUGGCAGCUCGCUUUCCUGGAAACAGCUGGCUGACGAAUGGUGGUGCAAAGCCUGACUUGAGAGAAACGAAGUCAUUUAUACUGUGAAGAGCCUGAAAACUACUGAUUGUGUGUUAAAGAAGGUGUAGCUGAGCAGGAUGGCAUCACCGUCUGUUGGAGGCAGACCCACCUGUGUGUCCUGGCUGGUGCUGUUCUCCUAUGCUGUGCUUCUGUUCAUUGGAUUGGUGGGCCUGUGGUUGUGGGGCAUCAACUUCGGGUACCAGGAAGCAUCACCGCCAACACCACCACCUGAGAACAUCACUGCCACCACCACCACCACCCCACCUCCCUCAGCAAACAGCUACUACUAUAGAGAGAGGCAUGAUGAGGUCCCCCAGGCAUACAAGGACUAUGUGGACCAGACCACAAUCUUUGCCCAGCUGACCAUCGAUGCAAGGUUCUACUUGGCGCCGCUCUGCCUGGUCUGCCUGGUGGUGGGUGGCUUCAUGCUGCUGGUCGGCCUCUGCUCCAGGCGGCUCUUUGGCUCAACCUGUAGCCUGUACAGCUCCCUGUGUCUGUGGAUCCUGACCCUGGUGAUGGCCAUCAUCUACCAAAACAACCAGUCCUGGAGACCAUUUCCUUCCUUCGCUGACACAACUGUCUGGGUCCUGAGCUACCACCUCCUGCUGCUGUUGUUCCUGCCGCUGCAGAUGCUGCUGUGUGUCUGGGAGCUGCGGCGACAGCAGGCCAAAGACUGGCCCACCCUCAAUUUCCGCAGCAUCUUCACCAUGGAGGCUGUUCUGCUCGCAUCCCGGCUGACUCUCACAGGUUUUACUUUUGCUGUAUUGCUUGACUCCAUUAUGUUCCGAGGCUUUAGGGGCGAGUCAGAUCCCCGUUAUGAGGACAGUUACUAUGAAACUCCUCGCGUCAGGUACCCAAUACAGCUUGCCCUCGUGUGCUUCAGUGCUGCCUGCUUCAACGCUGUGGCCACCAUGGAGACGGCCCUGUCCAUGCUGCUGGGGAAGCUGCAUCGCUUCAUGACCACACUGACGUGCCUGCUCUCAGGGCUGUGCUGCGUCAGCAUUGCCGUCCUCUGCUCCCCGAUCUUUGUCAGGCUCGCCAUCGGACCUUACACCAUGUACCCUGGCACAAUGAAUCGGGCCAUUGGCCUGAGUCUGGUAACCCUCCUGCACUGGCUGGCCCGCCUCAUCUUACCUUCCACCCUGAGCACGCCCCCGCGCAUCCUCACCCUGAUCAUGGACAGACUGGCAGAGGUCACGUCCCUCAGUGACAUUGUGGCCAUGAUCCAGACACAAGGGAAUAAAGGGAUGGUGCUCCUCCCCAAGACCAUGAAGAAUAUGAAGUAUGGCAAGCACAUCAAGGUGGCGUCCGUGAUCUUCUCCAUUAUUUCCCUGGCAAUCAUCGGGGUGUCAGCAGGAGACACACCCACCUACAAAAUGUGGGGUCAUGUUAUGGUGCUGUGUGCCAACACCGUGACCAUCUUACGGACACUGCCGCCCCUCGUGACAGAGUAUUUCCAUCAAGAAAUGGAGAUCAUCCCCGUGAAGCAGAGGCUGUUUGGCUUGGCCGUUGAGACCGUGGCACUGUUUGUGGGCGGCAUCGUGGUGUGCAACACUGCAUUCUUUGGAAUGGGAGUCUUUGGUGGCAUAUUGAACAUUCUCUUCGCUGUGUUCCAGAUGCUUUUCAUGUGGUCCCUGUACAAGGGUAUAUCGCAAAGCCAACCCUGCGAGGACAUGGAACGCUUGACAGAGGGGGAGGAAGCCACCAGCCAGGAGGGAGACCAGACCAGUCCCCCUGAUGCUAUGGCCUGAAGGGUGGUCUGAGGUGUCUGAGGUCCUGAACACUCCACUAUUGUAACCCAAGGAGUGAUUCUCUCUCUCACCUUGUUUUGUCUGCUUUGUCCAAUCUCUUUUAUGUUAUGAUCUUUCUUUCUUCCCUUCCAUUCUCUCGCUCUGCUGCUCCAAUCUUUCUUUCCUCUCUUCCAUUCUCUCUCUCCUCUGUUCCUCCUCUUACUCUUCCUCUGUUCCCAUUCUUCUAGUCUUCAAAAUUUGUCCUCUUUCCUGUAACCUUCUCUUUUUUCCUCUUCUCACCUCUUCUUUCUUUUAAACAUUUUUUCUCCUCCUCUCAUCUCUUACCACCAACUAAACCUACUAUCUUCUCCCUUUCCUAGCCUCCCAGUCCUCGUCUUUCCUCUCACCUCUCCUGUUUUCCUCCUCUCACCUUCUUCCUUUGCUUUGCUUUCAAUCUUUAUUUCUCCUUGUGUCCUCUCCCUCACUAGUCUUCCUUCAUUGCCCUUUUCCUCCUCUUUCCAGUCUGUUCCUGUCCUGAAUGUUUUAAGGUGCUGUCCCUGCUGUGGCCUUACUACUAUGCACUCUACUCUUAUAUACUGCUGCUGUUGCUGAUAAGGAUAGUAUAGCCUCAAUUGACCCCUUAUAUAUUUAGCUUUAUACUGAUAUUACUGGUAAGCAAGGGGCAGCCUAUAUUAAACCCUGUACCAGCUGUCUUUCUACAUAACAUACAUCGUUUCCUAUUGCUAUUACAUAUAGGGACAGCAUAUAUUAAACCCAGAAUAUCUCACAUACACACAUGGCUUUCCACUGCUCUCUAUGUUAUAUGCCUAGCAGCAGCACCACUGAUAGCAAAUAUAAUCAUAUGCCUUCAUAUGCCUCACCCUAGAGAGCAUUUUUGGCUUUAGGUGUUACUUUUAAGAAGUCUAGAGUGAUUUUAUAUAAUGGGGAAAGGUAUUGGUAGGUUUUGUAGCCACUUUGCAUUGGGUACUAAUGGCUGUGGUGUUGGUUUAACAGUGACCCAGUGGUUCUCAACCUUUUUCUGUCCAUUCCCCCUUCAUGAAUUCUCAAUAUUCGUGUGGACCCCCUUCAUUUUUUUCCCAAAUCCCACCCUGCCAAAAAAGGUUAAAAUAAAUGUUGAAGAUAAUUUUUUUUGCUUUAUUACAAAUUUGGCAUAAUUAUGUAAUUUUGAUAAACUUGAAUUUGGUUGGAAAAAGUUCAGUCAACCUCUGCAUAUUUUAUCACUCAUCAGUGGGAAGGCUGACAUUGUUUAUUUUCAGCCAGUUGACAAAUCCGAGGUUGUGUCACUGACAAUGCACAUCUCAUGUCAGGGUCCACAUCCAGUCGAUUCCGGCUCUUAUUCUUGAUUUGUAGAAGGUGGAGAAACCAGACUCACAUAAAUAUGUACUUGAAAAAGGCAAGAGUAGUCAAAGUGCAAUCUCACUGACUUUCAGAUAUGACACACUGAACACCAGAAUACAUUCAGAUUCCUAACAUUAUUUAGAAAUGUAUAAUUUGUAUCAGCCCGCCAUGGCCCCCCUAAAUUCUUGCCAUGGUCCCCAGGUUGAGAACCAAACCUAAGAAUGGUCUGACUAGUGUUAUGCGUUCAUACUUAAGUGGUAGGCAAUUAAAUCUCUUUAGAAAUUAUACCAAAGUAUAUUCUAGAUUAAGUAAUCAGAAUUUAAUAUAUUGUGACUUUCCCAAGGCCACAGAAGAUCAGCUGGGUUUUCAUGGGUGAUUUUCACAUCUGUGGUGCAUGGCGGUGUAAAACUGUCGCCACAAUCGCAAAACAGUCCGUGAAAAUCCCAGCUACUUCUACAAGAGGCUUUUUAAAUAGGCGAACUGAGGCGCUGAUGUUUAAGAAUAUGGGCUUUAGAAUGAAAGGAAUUCUCUAAAUUAAUGGGUACAUAAUUAGAUAGCAUUGAGAAUAUAUUUAUUUAUUGAAUAUAAAGAGGAUCAUAUUCUUUACUAAAGAGCAUUAGGAGAAGAAUAUUUUUACUGAAGGGUGUUGAGAGGAGGAUAUUUUUAUUGAAGGGUUUUCCAGAGAAUUUGUACUGAAGAGUAUUCUUUUAUUUGGUAUACAAAUUAGGGAACAUGAAGAGAAAUACAUCUCCUUUUCCAGAGUAUUGCCUUGAGU
Messenger RNA from Eriocheir sinensis (Chinese mitten crab), 3956 nucleotides. RefSeq lists its product as uncharacterized. Bases 170 to 1843 code for a protein of 557 amino acids. The record is from RefSeq and is a predicted model, not a curated record. The transcript is spliced from 11 exons. NCBI's taxonomy places the organism in Eukaryota, Metazoa, Arthropoda, Malacostraca, Decapoda, Varunidae.